Molecule: messenger RNA, 2236 nt
Organism: Photinus pyralis (common eastern firefly)
Lineage: Eukaryota; Metazoa; Arthropoda; Insecta; Coleoptera; Lampyridae
Exons: 4
Coding region: 19-717 (232 amino acids)
Molecular function (GO): odorant binding
Source: RefSeq, a predicted model, not a curated record
ACAGUUCCUUUUUCUAUAAUGGUUCGCGUUUCUAUUUUUGUUGCAUCUUUAUUAGCACUAUUACAGUAUGCGUAUGGCUCCGAGAAAGUGUAUUACCGCGAGACCUUAAAGGAAGCGCUCACAGGAUUUGAAACGGAGCAUACUCGUGAUCCUUAUGAGUCAUCGGAACAGUUACACACCCACAAAGAAUCUGGAAAAACACAAAGAGCCCACAAAACGACCCAAUGUUGUACCAUCGAUGCAACAUCGCAUUUGAAUGAAAACGCAUCAUUUAUACGGGAAUGCCAUAACCGGACACUCGCGAGGCACAACUUUACUAAGUACCGCCUGUCGCCGGGAGAUCGAAAUUCAACAGAAUUUAAAAUGAAACUGCAGACCUUCGAAAGUUACGCAUUGUGCUAUGUACAGUGUAUGCUACAAAAGUAUGACGCGGUCAAUAAAGAGGGAAUGAUUACUCUCGAUGGAAUUGCCAACUUCUUCUCUCUCAUCUACAAUGGUACAUGGGUAACACCGUUUACUAAGUCAAUUGCCAACACGUGCUUCCAGCAAGUUCGUCAGCAAUCCCUCGAGUAUGUCCGUGCAAAAAAUAUAACGACGUGCAACCCCGCUUUGAUAAGUUUACACAACUGUACCCUCAGGGAAGUUCAACUGAGUUGUCCGGCAAAAUAUAUAGGAAACGUUACAGCUUGCGAGCUUUUAAAGAAGCAAAAAACUUAAAUUUUUGCCACAGUAAAGCUUCUGUUAAAGAAUUCUAUUAUGUAUAAAGGAUUUUACCCACAAUCCUCAUAAAACCUUCGUUUUCAUGCCUACUUUAUGUCAGGAAAUUUUAGUUUCCAUAACAGAGACAGACCAGGCAACUUUUCCUGUCGCCUGUCACUUUACCUGUCGCACCUGUCCUGGUAAAAUUUGUAAUAUUCAGACUAUGCCCCUGAUUCGUAUAUAUAAUUACAUAAACAUGUUAAUUCCUUCAUUCCUUCUUCCCGAAGACACCUUAAUAUCACCACUGGAAUUCCAUUGUCAGGACAACUGAUUCUUCGGUUUCCAACUCCAAUUGUCUUGGUGUUUCAUGUGUUUUAUAGAGAUAUACCACUGUUUCCAUCGAGUUCCUUUCUUCUGUCAGUAUGUUUCCAUGCCUGUUUUCCACCUCUAUGCUACAAACAGCUCUUGAUGGUCUAUCCCAGGUAACCUCUUGACUCCUAUUGUAAUUAAUAUUGUGCCUUCCCAUCCAACUGAGAUUUUCUAUUUCAUUACAUUGAUUGGAUUUUCAUCAGUUUCUUUUCUCAUAACAUUUCGCCUCCGAUAUUGUCUCCUUUUGUAUACUUCUUCUACUUCCUUAUCCUCAUGGUCAGUGGCUGUCAUGGACACUUGGAUCACUAACACUUACUUUGGCACAGGGUUUAGCUUUAGAGCCAUCACUCUAUCACGGCCAUAAAUUACUUUGGUUACAAACCUACUCUUUUUUUUACUGUUCCUGUCCCUUUCAUCUUGUUUCACUUACUUCAACUAAAUCGAGUCUAUUUUUAAUAAUUUCUCGCCGUAGAUUUUCAAGCUUUUCCUCUUUCAGUUCUAACGUUCCAAGUCCCCAUCCAAUUUACCUUUUUCCUUCUCCUCAUUUUUUUCUCUUCGUAUACGGUCCACCCCGGAGAUCCGAAUUGGGCACUAUUUAACACUGGAAAGUUUAAUAUUCGGAGAACCCAUAUUUCUUUUCAUCCAUUUCUGGCACAUCUCAAGGGAUACCCUGAGGAUUUAAUGGAGUGGUUUUCCCUGGCCUCGAAGAAUUUUUCCGCCUGUCAAAUGAUUUUACUUCCUGGACAACAGGGUGUCCUGAACCCGUACCCGCUCAUCCGCCCUCCUAGAAGCCGUUAGCACUCGGUACAGGGCUGACUUCCCUUGGUCGGCAUCAUCAUUAGUGCAAACAGGCCAUACCACGGGAAGGUAUGAGGUCGCCAUUGUCAUUAUUGUGAUCAGGAUUCUUUCUGGUUAAAAUGAUCUAUGAUUACAUUAUAUUAACACCCGCACGUAGGUAAGGCAGGUAUGUAUUGCAUUGUGAUAAAAAAUGACCCACUUUUUUUGACGAAAAUUUGUUUUGAAACCAGGAAGCCGAAUCAAACUAACUAUUGAUGAAGUCAGUCCGUCUGUACUCUCAUUUUUGGCUACACGACUGAACCGAUUGGAACCAAAUUUGGUACACAUAUUCUUAGACAUAAAAGAGCAGAAUUGCGCAUGUGCAGGUGGU